UGUUACACCUGCGUUACACUACAGGGCUGUACUCCUCCCCCGCCGGUGCACCUGCUCUUUUCUCCUGACAUGACGGAAGGCUUCACUGCCGUCGAUUUAACAUGCUCGACCCCACCGAAGACGGCUUCUAACGGCCGCGGGAUGGACUUUGAGCAGCCCAUUUUCUCCGUGUUGACCGGGGGUUUGAGGGCGCAGCAGGCGGGGGGCACCACCGCGGUGACCGUCGGAACCACCUCCGACACCGAGUCCGGGAUCUUCUCCGCGGAGUCCGAGCUCUGUGUGGAGCACGACAGCGAGCUGGACUGGUUCUGCGGGACCGAUCAGAAGCCCGUGUGUUCUGAGUGCGCCAGCUCGGGCGCGUGCCGCGGGCACGCGGUGACCCCUCUGGCCACCAGGGUGACUGCUGUGAGGAACCAGCUGGUGGACGUGUGUGAAAAAAUGCAGCUGCAGGCAAAGAGGAUCGAGAGCUUCAUCGAGCAGACGCUGAGCACCAAAGAGCAAAAGCUGCAGUCAGCAGCAAGCAGGGCCAGGGAGCAGGUGCUGGCCCAGAUCAGCGCUGUGCGUGAAGCCCUGGAGGAGGAGGAGCAGCGUCUCCUUGAGGAGGUGCAGAGAGAAGAAGAGCGGGUGGAGCAGUGCCUCCUCACCCAGAGGGCCCACUGGAACCAUGCCUUGACGAGCCUGACGCAGACGCGCUCCCACCUGGUGCACACGCUGACGCACACUCCGGACGCGCAGUUGGCGACCAGCCUGCAGGAGAUUGCUGAAAGAGUGGAGAAGGCAGAGGGGGUCGGGGAGCCCCGUGACACUGAGCAGCUUAGCCUGAACUCAGCCUGCAGUGACAGCAAACUUCUGAGAGGCCUCUGGGCUACAGCGCUGCUGCUGGGGCCAAAAGCUUAUCGGUCACCACAUCUGAAGUUUGAUGAACGCACAGUUAGUCCUCUCCUCUCCCUCUCUGAGGAUUUCUGCACAUUGACUUUCCUCCACAAAAAAUCCCGCCAGCCUCUACCUUAUGACCCGGCACGCUUCGACUGUUGGCCCAACGCUCUGGGCUCGAUGUCUUUGUCCUCCGGAACCCACACUUGGGUGGUGGACGUGGGGCAGAGCGGGGCCUUUAAGGUCGGGGUCUGCUACGCCUCUCUGGAGCGGAAGGGCUCUGGGAAUGAGGCCCGGCUGGGUCACAACGGCCAGUCAUGGGUGCUGUCCCACUACGAUGGAGACUACUCCUACUGCCAUGCAGGAAAGAAGGUCCCCCUGCAGGUGGUGAAGAGGCCGCAGAAGAUCGGCUUGCUGCUGGACUGGCCGAGUCAGACGCUGCUAUUUUAUGAGCCGGACUCUAACGCUGUGCUGUACUCCGUUACACAGCAGUUCAACGCCCCCUUACUGCUAGCUUGUGCUGUUACUGAUGACAGCAUCACUAUUCUGCACGGAGCUGGGAGGGAAGAAAUGUCUAAUGUGAGAUAAGCAGAAAAGACUUGUGCAAUAAUGAAAACUCCAAAUAUUUCCAGUUUGUAUUUAUUUUUUUAAAGAUUUUUCUAAUAGUUUUUUAGGCUCAAAUUGUUAAAUAUGAUAAUCAUAUAACACAUGUUUACUAUAUAAUACCUUUCAAAAUUAUUGCUUUUUUAUAGAAAAUGAAGAAUCUAAUUGAAGAGUUCAAUGUGUGUAAAGCAGCUUGCAAAUAUUACAAACUAAAUUAUUAGAGAUGAUAGCAAUGAUUUGCAUGUUUUGGAAUAAACAUCAUUUUUAUCACUA
This is a messenger RNA of Oryzias latipes (Japanese medaka), 1749 nucleotides long. It is a transcript of the gene bspry, whose product is annotated as B-box and SPRY domain containing. Gene Ontology annotation, molecular function: protein binding; zinc ion binding. The record is from RefSeq and is a predicted model, not a curated record. Lineage: Eukaryota; Metazoa; Chordata; Actinopteri; Beloniformes; Adrianichthyidae.